Cynoglossus semilaevis (tongue sole) is the source of this 612-nucleotide messenger RNA. It is a transcript of the gene dpep1, whose product is annotated as dipeptidase 1. Lineage: Eukaryota; Metazoa; Chordata; Actinopteri; Pleuronectiformes; Cynoglossidae. Bases 31 to 576 code for a protein of 181 amino acids. The transcript is spliced from 4 exons. Gene Ontology annotation, molecular function: metallodipeptidase activity. Gene Ontology annotation, biological process: proteolysis. The record is from RefSeq and is a predicted model, not a curated record.
AUUUAAGAAAGUUUUGUGAGUUUAACAGAAAUGCUGCGGAGGAAUACUUUGACUUAUCUGUUGGUAACACUGUGGCUCGCUAGCAGUAUGUUCUCCUCAGCUGAGGAUGAUUUACUGACCAGAGCCAUGCGGCUCAUGUCUGAGACACCACUCGUUGACGGUCAUAACGAUUUACCCUGGCAACUUCGAAAGCAAUUCAACAACCAGCUCAAUCAAGUGGAUCUCAACAGCCUGGAAAGUACACACACGAACAUCCCCAAGAUCAAGGAGGGACGACUGGGAGCCCAGUUCUGGUCAGCAUACGUUCCUUGCGAUACUCAAUUCAAAGAUGCGGUCAGACAAACACUGGAGCAGAUUGACGUGGUCCACAGGAUGUGCCAAAAAUACCCAGACACUUUCAUGUUUGCCACCAGUAGCCAAGAUAUCCUAACGGCAUUCAAAAUGAACAAGACAGCCAGUCUGAUCGGAGUGGAGGGAGGUCACUCCAUAGACAGCAGCAUGGGCACACUACGGACCAUGUAUGAUUUGGGGGUCCGUUAUCUUACCCUCACACACUCCUGCAACACACCCUGGUAAGAUUCAGCAGUUAAAUAAGUGAAAGUACAAACAUAC